Leucoraja erinaceus (little skate) is the source of this 4492-nucleotide messenger RNA. Its product is annotated as zinc finger protein 335-like. Gene Ontology annotation, molecular function: RNA polymerase II cis-regulatory region sequence-specific DNA binding; DNA-binding transcription factor activity. Gene Ontology annotation, biological process: regulation of transcription by RNA polymerase II. The record is from RefSeq and is a predicted model, not a curated record. NCBI's taxonomy places the organism in Eukaryota, Metazoa, Chordata, Chondrichthyes, Rajiformes, Rajidae.
CCCGCCCGCCUGGAGGACCAUCAGUGAUCCGCCCGCCCGCCUGGAGGACCAUCUGUCAUCCGCCCGCCCGCCUGGAGGACCGCUGGCUGCCAUCACGGAGUGAUAUCGCUCUGUAUCGUCCGCGCCUUUCAUUCACUGAGGUUUAGGAGCCAUUGCUGUGGACAGAGAGACGGGGACGUGAGCGGCCAUUGAGGGCGGCCAUUGAGGGCGGCCAGGGUGCCGGUGAGCCCCCCAAUCUGCUCAGUGUGCGGGCUGAGCUUCGAUGGAGGACCACAUGACUGGGCACAACAAGGUCAAGCGUUAUGAGUGUGAUGUGUGUGGCAAGGCCUGGCAGCAGCCGAGCCGGCUGGAGGCCCACCGGCGUGUGCACACGAGAGAACGCCCCUUCGACUGCUCCACCUGUGGGAAGAGCUUUACAUGGUGGUCGGGGCUGCACGAGCACCAGCGGGUGCACAGCAGUGAGCGGCCAUUCAUCUGCUCCGACUGCGGCAAAGCCUUCAAGUCGUCGCCGCAUCUGAAGAGGCACAGGCGCACCCACACCGGGGAGCGGCCCUAUACCUGCAGCGACUGCGGCAAGAGCUUUACCUGCUCCAGCAGCCUGCUGGUGCACAAGCGCAUCCACACUGGCGAGCAUCCCUACACCUGCGCCCAGUGCGGCAAGGGCUUCACCCAGCCCAGUCACCUGCUGGAGCACCAGCGCACUCACACCAGCGAGCGCCCCUUCAGCUGUGCCCAGUGCGGCAAGGGCUUUUCCCGCUCCUCCAACCUGCUGGUGCACCAGCGCACGCACACCGGCGAACGCCCCUACACCUGCGUCCAGUGCGGCAAGGACUUCACCCGCUCCAGUCAACUGCUGGAGCACCAGCGCACCCACACCAGCGAGCGCCCCUACACCUGCUCCCAGUGCGGCAAGGACUUCACCCGCUCCAGUUACCUGCAGGAGCACCAGCGCACCCACACCGGCGAGCGCCCCUAUACCUGCGUCCAGUGCGGCAAGGACUUCAUCCAGUCCAGUCACCUGCUGGAGCACCAGCGCACCCACAGCAGCGAGCGCCCCUACACUUGCUCCCAGUGCGGCAAAAGCUUCUCGCAGUCCAGCAGCCUGAUGAGGCAUCAGCGCACCCACACCAGCGAGCGCCCCUACACCUGUGCCCAGUGCGGCAAGGGCUUCAUCCAGUCCAGUCUCCUGCGGCAGCAUCAGCGCACCCACACCGGCGAGCGCCCCUACACUUGCUCCCAGUGCGGCAAAGGCUUCACCCUGUCCAGCAGCCUACUGAAGCACCAGCGCACCCACACCGGCGAGCGCCCUUACACCUGUGCCCAGUGCGGCAAGGGCUUCACCUGCUCCAGCAACAUGCUGGAGCACCAGCGCAUCCACACCGGCGAGCGCCCCUACACCUGCGCCCAGUGCGGCAAGUGCUUCACCCAUUCCAGCACCCUGCUGGCGCACCAGCGCACCCAUACCGGUGAGCGCCCCUACACCUGCGGCCAAUGCGGCAAGGGCUUUAGCCGAACCGACAGCCUGCUGUCCCACCAGCGGGUGCACGCUGGCGACUGCCCAACGUGUGAAGAGCACUUUGCCAUGGCCUCCCAUGCCCUGUCUCACCAGCGCGUGCACACCAGUGGCCAGCCCUACGACUGCCCGUACUGUGGUGAGUAGUUCAACAGCUCGUGUAGGGCAGUCGGACACCUCCCCACUACUUCAAGGAUAGUUCCUGCACUUGGCAAUAAGUUUGGUGUUUGGCGGCUGAAACACAGUGACGGGGCUACAGACAGCCCGUCGUCCGUCUCGGUCAAUGUCGGCUUCUGUAGCCCCCUCAACCCCGGCUGUCGUGGUCCCCUCUCUCUUCUCUUCUACCCGGUACUUCCCUCACAUCGCCAGGAGUGGCCCGGCAAGCAGCUCCCCGGUAGUCUGACGGCAGAGUCCGCUAACUCACCGCAAUCUCAGAGUCAGCCCCCGGCCAUUAGCAUCUACGGUAACCGCGCCACCGAGAGCGAGGAUGGAUCCGUGAGCAAGGUGGACGUCGAGAACGAGAUGGAUGCCAAGAAUAAUGUUGGUCUACUGUUGUACCGUCCCGAACAGGCAGCGGCAGAAAACCUCCGUGUGCUCUUGAAACGAUUGACGCAGCGCGAGCAGCCGCUCACCGGCGUGAGCCCGCCGGUGCUGCCGCAACCCUCUCGAGCUGUCGAACGUCUCACCGCAGUGAAGGGCCGCUCCCUGGUGUGCAACCGCCUGUGCACCUUCAGGUAUGUUGACGACUUGAAGCUCUUGCCGCAGUCGGAGCAACCAAAGGACCUCUCGCCGGGGGCGCCCAGAGGGCGCCCAGCCCACCAACCUCCCUCCCUCCCUCACUCCCUCCCUCACCGCCCGCACGUCUCGGGCUCUCGGGCUCCGGGCUCCGGCUCCUCGGGGCCGCCGGCGGCAGGAUCACCCUCGGGAAGGGAGGAGGGGGUGAGGAAAGGACGCGGGGCCGAGCGGCGGCGGCGGCUGCUGCUCCCACCUGGGCUCCCGCUGCUCCUCCCGCCGGCCGGCGAUCAGGUCUACGUCACCGGCUCGCCUCACGUGAUCACAAACGUCACCGGCCCGCCUCACGAGCAGUUGCAGUGGACAGAGAGAUGGGGAUGUGACCGGCCAUUGAGGGCAGCCAGGGUGCCGGUGAGCCCCCCCCAUCAGCUCGGUGAGCAGGCUGAGCUUCAAGAGGCUUCGAUGGAGGACAACAUGGCAGGGCACAACAAGGAGAAGCAUUGUGAGUGCAACGUGUGUGGCAAGGCCUGGCAGUGCCCGAGUGAGCUGGACAUCCACCGGCGGGUGCACACGGGCAAGAAGCCCUAUGGCUGCUCCACCUGUGGCAAGAGCUUUGCCCGGUUGUCGGGGCUACGGGGGCAUCAGCUGGUGCACAGCAGCGAGCGGCCUUUCACCUGCUCCGACUGUGGCAAAGGCUUCAAGUCGUCCAAGGACCUGAAGACACACAGCUGCCUGCAUACUAGGGAGUGGCCCUACACCUGCAGCUACUGCGGCAAGGGCUUCACCCAGUCCAGCAAGCUGCUGAGGCAUCAGCACACCCACAACGGCGAGCGUCCCUACAUCUGUUCCCAGUGCGGCAAGGGCUUCACCCGCUCCGACAGCCUGCUGGAGCACCAGCGCACCCACACCGGGGCGCGCCCCUACACCUGUUCUCAGUGCGGCAAGGGCUUCACCCGCUCCUACACCCUGCUGGAGCACCAACACACCCACACUGGGGUGCGCCCCUACACCUGCGCCCCGUGCGGCAAGAGCUUCACCCGCUCCAGCUACCUGCUGGAGCACCAGCGCACCCACACCGGCAGGCGCCCCUACACCUGCGCCCAAUGUGGCAAGGGCUUCACCCGCUCCAACAACCUGCUGAAACACCAGCGCACCCACACCGGGGAGCGCCCCUACACCUGCACCCAGUGCGGCAAAGGCUUCACCCGCUCCAGCAACCUGCUGGAGCACCAGCAUACCCACACCGGGGAGCGCCCCUACACCUGCGCCCAGUGUGGCAAGGGCUUCAACCGCUCCAACAGCCUGCAGGAUCACCAGCGGACUCACACCGGCGAGCGCCCCUACACGUGCGUCCAGUGUGGCAAGGGCUUCACCCGCUCCUACAGCCUGCUGUUGCACCAGCGCACUCACACCGGCGAGCGCCCCUACACAUGCGUCCAGUGUGGCAAGGGCUUCACCCGCUCCACCAGCCUGCUGCAACACCAGCGCACCCACACCGGCGAGCAUACCUACACCUGCGCCCAGUGCGGCAAGGGCUUCACCCGCUCCUCCAAGCUGCUGUCCCACCAGCGGGUGCAUGCCGGUGACCGUCCCGUCCCCAGCCCGGUGUGUGGAGAGAACGCUUUGCCUGGGCCUCCAACGCCCUGUCUCAGCAGUGCACACCAGUGGCCAGCCAUACGACUGCCCGUACUGCGGUGAGUCGUUUGACAACUUGCGGGAAUUGCGGCAAUACUGGCGGGCUCACGCCGGCGAGCGGCUGCUCCCACUGCGGCAAGCAUUUCAAGAGCGCACGGGGGCUGCGGGUGCAUCAGUGGAUACACCCUUUGUAUCGCUGAGAGACUCUUUGUGUGAGCUGAGUAUGGUAAGGGUUUCACCCGCAUGUCCAGCCUGCGCAGCACCAGCGUGCCCACAGCAGUGAGCAUCGCUUCCCCUGCCCCUCCCGUCCCGCCUUGACCACCUGAUGGAGCACCGGCGAGUCCACACUGGCCAGCGGCCCUUCGCCUGCCCACUAUGUGGCAAGGCCUUUGCCAGUUCCUCCGUCAUCCUAGGUCCUCUGGCCACUAAUACAUCUGGGAGAUUGUUUGUGAAGACAGAUCUAAAGUACCUGUUCAACAUGUCUGCCAGGCAUCUGGAUAGAAGUGAGGCAUCUAGAUAGUUCCAAGAUACAGGCGUUGGAGUAUGGAAUCCAACAAACAACUUCCACACAGAACACAGUGAACUCGCUGUUGUAAGAAAAACAAGCUUCCU